Molecule: messenger RNA, 2400 nt
Organism: Drosophila pseudoobscura
Lineage: Eukaryota; Metazoa; Arthropoda; Insecta; Diptera; Drosophilidae
Product: dentin sialophosphoprotein
Exons: 7
Coding region: 547-1650 (367 amino acids)
Molecular function (GO): protein binding
Source: RefSeq, a predicted model, not a curated record
AGCGAACAAGUGUGUAUAAAAAGGACAUUUCGCUCAGUCGUCGACUCCUGUUAAUAAAGCGAAACUGCGACGCAGUAAGACGGAACAGUUUUGGCCCUAGCAAGGAGAAAAAGUGUUUCCAUUUUCCGCUGCAACAAAGAUUAUUUUCCAAGAAAUUGUGCAACAAAUUGAACCAUAAGCGAAAACCGAAGAACCAGUCGCUGGGCUUUUGUGUGUGUGUUAAAAGCGCGUCAGAAACAGUUGGGCAGUCGAAAAGUUUCCAGCCCCAGCUGCAUAGUAGCCGAGAAAAACACACGCGCUAACCGUUAAUUAGUUUUCCCCCUCACCGCUGAAUCUUUAAUUCGAGGACAGUCCGGGGACCUGCUGCUAAUUAAGCCUGGGACUUACCAACAACGCAGUAGCGAAAGAGCGAGGCUGGAGGAUGCAUUAACCAGGUGGCAGCCGCGAGGAGGUGCCACAACUCGUAAAUAUUUGAAGACCAUCACUUGAGAAUGCCCCAAUAAAGAAGUAAGAAUACUCGAAAUAAAAAGAUAAUACCCAGCGAUCAUGUCAAAUCUUCUCUACAUGGACAAGUCGAAUGGCAAUGGCGUCUAUGCGGUCAAGCCCAACAGCAGCCACACGGACAACGAUAAUGCCCCGAUGGGAGCAGGUGUUGCCCCAACCACAAACUCGACAGCAGUAGCAGCAGGAGGUGGAGGUGGAGGGGCGGCAGCCGGCUGCCCCACAACGUUGGCCACAGCAAAUAACAUAAACAUAAUGAACGGAGCCGCCGCUGCUGCAGCUGCAUCGGCGUCCACUCUGCCAACUUCCGCUUCCAGCGAGGACCUCAGCCAGAGCCUGUCCGAGUACACAGAUGCGGACGAGAGUAUAUCCGCCCCCACUGAGUUUCUCGCUGAGUUCCUGUCCGCCGUCAUGCUCAAGGACUACAAAAAGGCAUUGAAAUAUUGCAAAUUGAUCCUCCAAUACGAGCCCAACAACAGCACGGCAAAGGAGUUCUAUCCCCUCAUCCUGGACAAGCUGCGGGGAGUAGCCGCGUCCAGCGACAGCGACGAGAACUACAAUAAAUCUUCAUCAGCCGAACUGGCCCUGGACCUACAUGAAUCUGAUGCUGAAGGCGACGGCGAUGGCGACGGCGAUGGCGAUGGCGACGGGAGUGACAGUAGCAACAACUGUUCCGAGGAGGACAACGGCUGGGGUGACGAUGAAAUUGACAAUGUGGAUGUGGAGGGCGAGGAGGAGAGCAGCAGCAGUGGCGAUGACUUUGAGCUGCCGAUCGAUGAGCAGCAGGAUCUAGCUGCUGUCGAUGGCCUGGCCGUGCCGCACUCCCACUCCCACUCUCAUUCCCACAGCCACAAUGACUCGGGCUCCUCGCGCAACUCGUCGAGCGGCGGAGGCGGGCGCAGCGACAACACCACCCACUCCUACUCGAGUCUGCUGCUGGAAGAGGAGGACGACAUUGUUCCAAUCAGCCUGAGCUUUGGCCUCAAGGACACCACGGCCACAGAUCUGGAUGUUAGCAAUGGAAACAAGGUGCCUUCCGCUUCGUGCAGCGACUCGGAGUCACCCACAGAACCACUGACGCAGCGACUGGCGGCCAUACUCCGCUCCAAGUGCGGUGUCUCCUCCGGCGGCAAUGAAGACCCCUACUGAGGGAACCCCGAUCUAUAGAUCUGUUUAUACUACACUUACACUGAGCAACACUCGAAGGUUUUAGAAAGGAACCAAAGAUUGGAGAUGGGUCUGAUUCUGUUGCACAGUGCUAUCUAUAUUCUUGUAUACUCCACCCCUUUGCCCCGCUAGUCUCUCCACUAGUGCGACCGCUUUACGAACCUAGAAACCGUCCCUACAUACUGCAUACACUCGUAUAUUGUAUCUUGUAUCUCCAAUUGCAACGUUUUCUCUUCAAACGCGAUUCUAUUCUCCCUAGGACAAACAUAUCGUACAAACUCAAAAAGUACUUAUAUACAUUAAUACCUAUAUAUUAUAUAUACUAUUAUAUAAACUUUAUAUGUUUAGCCCUAGACCUAGUUACAGCUCGACUAGCUACAGAGCCCCCAAUAAAGAUAUACUCGAUAUCAUAAGAGGCAUACAUAUAUAGGUGACUAUACACACAGAUACAGAGUGCGAAACAUACAAACAAACAAACAAAAUUAAUAGAUAUACUGAACAGAUAUAUACAUAUAAUAUAUUUUAGUAAUACACCCAUUCAGAACGCACAGGACAUGGAAUGCUUUACAUACAAUUUGCAUUUGAUAGAGAUCGAUUUUUUUCCCCAGACAUAGAGACACAGAUCUCUGACGGAGGACAAGCCUAGAAGCUAAGGAUAAGUCUGAUAAGAGAGGAAAGAACAGCGAACAGAGAACAGAACACGAACGAAUGUAGCACUAAAACUGAAAUGGU